ACACGACCGAAACAAAAGGCCAACGGGAACUGUCAAAUAGAAUUUCUGAAAAUCAUUUUCUUCUUCUUCUUCUUGGCGGAAAGGCUAAAAACUUCAAGUCACAGGCAACCACGUCCAUGAGCUACGGGAACGGAUAUUCUAGCCGCAACGACAGCACCACCAACAACAACAUCAAAAACAGGCAACACAGCGCCUUCUUUCGCUGAACGAAAAUCGUGCUUCGUCACACAGGCAUUCGACGGGUAAGCGAACGCGGUUGGACGUGUUUUCACACAAACACAUACACACAGCGCGUAAAGGUUACGGGGCAUCACGGGGAGUUUUCUGUAAGCCGUACGCAACGUUUGCCAAAAAUGAAAAUCACACUGAAAACACUGAAGCAGCAGACGUUCUUCGUCGAGGUGGACGUCGAAAAGGACACAGUGCGAACGCUGAAGGAGAAGCUGUACACGGAGAGCGAGCUGGCGUAUCCGGUCGACCGGCAGCGGUUGAUCUAUCUGGGCAAAAUCAUGGAGGACGACCAUCUGCUCAGCCAGUACAAACUCGACGACAAGAAGUUUAUUGUGGUGAUGAGCAAAAAGCCCGCACCGGCCGCAGACGACAAGGGUGAGGCGGCCGAUGCGAAGAAGCAGGAAACAGCACCGAAGCAGGACACAAAGGUGGAGGGAGGUGCGGGCGACAGUGCCGAUCCGUCGUCGUCCAGCAGUACGAACAAACCGUCCACGUCCACACCAUCACAAUCUGCCCAAUCAACCGGCGACGAUCAAAAGACAACCGGCGCGAAGAAGGACACCAACACCACCAGCAGCAGCAGCACAACCGAGAGCAACAAGCCUAGCACCAAUCCAUCAACCGAUGCCGUACCGGAGGAGAUGCAGAUCAACAUUCAGAGGCUAAAAGAGAUGGGCUACUCGGAACAGAGCGCCAGAAUUGCGCUGGAAAUUUGCGCCAACAUUCCGGACCGUGCCGUCGAGUACUUGCUGUCGGAGAUGGGCGGUGGUAGCGAUGUGUCGUUCGCGUUGGCCGCUGCCCAACAGCAGGCACACCAGCAACAGCAGCAGCAGCAGCAGCUCGGCGGCGGCGGCGGCGGUGUUCCGGCAGCCGGUGCGGUCCAGGUCGGUGGUGGUGGUGGGGGGUCCGAUGCGAAUCCGCUCGACUUUCUGCGCAACAAUCCCGUGUUCGAGGACAUGAAGCGCAUCCUGCGCGACGAUCCGACGAUGCUGCCGUACCUGAUGCGCCGCAUGCAGCAAAGCAAUCCCGACCUGCUCAGCAUCGUGGCCGAGCAUCAGGAAGAGUUUCUGGCGAUGAUUAACGAAGGUACCGCCCAGGGUCCGACCAUGUCCCGCGAGCUGGAGGACAUUGCGUCCGCGAUGAUCAACAGCCUGACGCCGUCCGAUAUGGACGCGAUCGAGCGGCUGAAGGCGCUCGGCUACCCGGAGCAUCUCGUCAUCCAGGCGUACAUUGCGUGCGAACGCGACGAGUACGAUGCGGCCAUGUUUCUCGUCACACAAACGCUCGACGAUGAAGAGUAGAUGCGACCGCUAGGACCCCGCCAAACACAGCAGCAGCACGCACCAGUUUCUCCCUUCCCGUAUCACCUUUUGCGGUCGGUCUGAGCCAAGCGAACCGAAGGACACGCAGAAAGGCGCAUGCAGCUAGUGGUUUAGGUUCCCAUCAUCUUUCCCCCCCCCCCCCCCCCCCCCUUUUGGCCAACACAGCUGUGCCCGAAGAGUACGUAAUUUAAAUUCACAAAUAAGAGGGCACGCGUCUGUGAGCUUGCUGCUGCUGCUGCUUGCUGUGGUGGAAGAUGUUUACAUUUACAAACACUUUUUUUUUUGUCUGUAAUACAAACUAAAUUUUCAGUCGCAUCAUCGUACGCGACAUCAUCGGUUUGCGAAUGUAUUGUUUGAGCUAGGACAGCAAGACCAAACAAACAAACAAAAAAAUCAGGAACCAUCCAACAACACCCCCCGACCUGAAUAGACCGACACACACACACACAGCAUGAAACAGGAAGCUACUAGAUCGAACCGUCGCACCCGGAGGGUUGGGGGUCCUCCGUGCUGAAGAAUUGGGUGUAGAAAGAUAAUUUAAAAAAAAAAACUGAACUGAAAGCAUGUUAAAGCACGACGCGGCACAGAUGGGUGAACGCGCGCGAUCGGCGGUAAAAGGAUGGAUACUCUCUCCCCCUAUUGCUAUUGUUUGUACUGUACACCAAGUUGAACCAAAUCUCUCUUGUAAUGCAUCAACUACAAGCAAAUACAGCGUUUAUGUUAAUAAAACCGAUUUUCUGGAUCAUCGAA
Molecule: messenger RNA, 2303 nt
Organism: Anopheles stephensi (Asian malaria mosquito)
Lineage: Eukaryota; Metazoa; Arthropoda; Insecta; Diptera; Culicidae
Product: UV excision repair protein RAD23 homolog B-like
Exons: 3
Coding region: 354-1532 (392 amino acids)
Biological process (GO): proteasome-mediated ubiquitin-dependent protein catabolic process; nucleotide-excision repair
Cellular component (GO): nucleoplasm; cytosol
Molecular function (GO): polyubiquitin modification-dependent protein binding; proteasome binding; ubiquitin binding
Source: RefSeq, a predicted model, not a curated record